Zingiber officinale is the source of this 1107-nucleotide messenger RNA. Its product is annotated as probable phosphoribosylformylglycinamidine synthase, chloroplastic/mitochondrial. Lineage: Eukaryota; Viridiplantae; Streptophyta; Magnoliopsida; Zingiberales; Zingiberaceae. The record is from RefSeq and is a predicted model, not a curated record. Bases 1 to 1107 code for a protein of 368 amino acids. The transcript has 3 exons.
AUGGAGAGGUCAAAGAGAUUCCUUUGGUGUCUUAGGAAAGGAAGCAAGCCACUAGAGGAGAGCCAGAUCAGUGAUUUUGCAUCACUUGUUCAUGAUAGGAUGACAGAAUUCAUCGAGAGGGGAAGACAAGCAUUGGAAGAGAUUAAUGUAAAGAUGGGCCUUUCUUUUGAUGAACAAGAUAUUCAAUACUACACCAAACUUUUAAGAGAUGACAUUAAGAGGAAUCCAACAACAGUUGAGCUCUUUGAUGUUGUACAGUCAAACAGUGAGCAUAGCAGACAUUGGUUCUUUAAUGGGAAGCUCAUUAUAGAUGGUGAGACAAUGAGCAGAACACUAAUGCAAAUUGUGAAGGGCACUUUGAAGGCAAAUCCAAAUAAUUCUGUGAUUGGAUUCAUGGACAAUUCAAGUACAAUAAAGGGGUUUGCAGUAUCCCAGUUGCGCCCAGUAUCACCUGGCCUGACAUGCCCCUUUGAUAAUAUGAUGCCUGAACUAGAUGUAUUAUUUACUACAGAGACCCAUAAUUUUCCUUGUGCCAUAGCUCCUUACCGCGGGGCAGAAACAAGAGUUGGAGGUCACAUAAGGGACACACAUGCUAUUGGACAGGGAUAUUUUGUUGUAGCUUCUACAGCAGGAUAUUGUGUUGGUAAUCUUCAUAUUGAGGGGACCUAUGCGCCAUGGGAAGAUUCAUCUUUCACAUAUCCAUCAAAUUUGGCUACUCCUUUACAAAUUUUGGUUUCUGCAAGUGAUGGAACAUCUGACUAUGGCAAUAAGUUUGGAGAGCCUCGGAUUCAAGGUUACACAAGGACAUUUGUGGGGGGCAUUGGAAAAAUUGAUCAUGUGCACAUAUCAAAAGGAGAACCAGAAGUUGGAAUGCUUGUUGUCAAGAUCGGAGGUCCAGCUUAUCGAAUUGGAAUGGGAGGUGGUGCAACUUCAAGCAUGCUCAGCGGGAACAAUGAUGCAGAAUUAGAUUUUAAUGCAAUGCAGCGAGGAGAUGCUGAAAUGGCUCAGAAGCUUUAUCGUGUAGUACGUGCUUGUGUUGAAAUGGGAGAUAAAAAUCCUAUUAUUAGCAUCCAUGAUCAGGUGCUGGGGGUAAUUGUAAUGUUGUAA